Messenger RNA from Penicillium argentinense, 708 nucleotides. Its product is annotated as VOC family protein. Lineage: Eukaryota; Fungi; Ascomycota; Eurotiomycetes; Eurotiales; Aspergillaceae. Bases 1 to 708 code for a protein of 235 amino acids. The transcript has a single exon. The record is from RefSeq and is a predicted model, not a curated record.
AUGAAAUUCUUCAAAGUCAUAGAAAGGCUCUCAGUCUUUCUUCUUGCCUCCCCUGUCUAUUCAUGUGCCCCUACUGGUGACCCAAAUAGUCCCAUCGUCCCCGGGACCGACGGUCCUGCUCCCGCAGCAACCUUGGGCUAUGCCAUCAAUCAUUUCGGCCUAACGACAACCAACCUCAAGGCCAUGAAACAUUUCUAUGGCGAUAUCCUGGGAAUGCGACUUCUAUUUGACGCUCAUGUCACACCCGAGUAUACUGUGACCUAUCUGGGAUAUGCCCAAGGUGGUCGCAACGGCACCGGCUUCCAGACUGGCGCAGAGCUCGCGCGUGACAAGAACAAUCUCUCUGGGCUUCUCGAGCUCGUCCAAUUCAAUGUAUCGGAAGAUCAUCUCGUGGCGUCAACUCGGCGUAGCAAUACGUUCAGCCACAUUGGGCUUAUUGUCCCGGAUAUCGCGAAGACGCAGGAGUAUCUUGAGGGACACGGCGUGAAGAUUCUGAAGAGGUAUCAAGCCCCAGUGGCUCAGUUUACGGGUCCACUUCAGAAUGCUUUUGGUAUUGGCGAGUUUGCUGGGGCACACAUUGCUGCGAAAAAGGCGUUGAUCAAGGCGCAGAGCUUGAUUGGCUUGGAGAUGCUCUUGAUGGUUGAGGAUCCUGAUGGAAAUAUGGUUGAGAUUCAGCAGCAGGACCCCCCCAGCAAGUCGGUUUUGUGA